AUGGCCACGCCGGAGGCAGACGUCGGCGCCCCCGUGAGCGUGACGGCGCCGAUGAUGCUGCACGGGCGCGUGGCGAUCGUCACGGGCGGCGCCGGCGGCAUUGGCUCGGCCGUGUCGAGGCACCUGGCGUCCCUCGGCGCGCGCGUGGCCGUCGCCUACGUCGGGGACCCGGCGCCCGCGCGGGACCUCGUGGCCGCCAUCAACGCCGCCCCCGAGCACGGCGCUUCUGACCCUGGAGGCCCGCGCGCCGUGGCGGUGGAGGCGGACGUGUCGGACGCGGCGCAGGUGCGGGCGCUGUUCGACGCGGCGGCGGCGGCGUUCGGCGGGGAGCUGCACGUGCUGGUCACGGCGGCGGCGGUGAUGGACACCUCCUACCCGCCGCUGGCCGACACCAGCGAGGCGGCCUACGACGCGGCCUUCGGCACCAACGCGCGGGGCACCUUCCUGUGCCUCCGCGAGGCGGCGCGCCGGCUGGCCCGCGACGGGCGGGGGCGGAUCGUCACCUUCUCGUCGUCCGGGGUCGGGUCGCUGCGCCCGGGCUACGCGGCGUACGCGGCCAGCAAGGCGGCCGUGGAGACCAUGACGAGGAUCCUGGCGCGGGAGCUGCGGGGCACCGGGAUCACCGCCAACGCCGUGGCCCCGGGGUCCACGGCCACGCCCAUGUUCUACGGCGGCAAGACGGACGAGGAGGCCGAGCGGUACAUCGCGGAGGCGCCGCUGGGGAGGCUGGGGAUGCCCGAGGACAUCGCGCCGCUUGUGGGCUUCCUCGCCAGCGACGCCGGCGGGUGGGUCAACGCCCAGGUCCUGCGCUGCAACGGCGGCACCAUAUGAUCUGACAUGAUUAGUGUUCGAGUGUUUCGUUGGCUUCGUAGCAGUGCUCUUUUUUCUCUCGUUGUUGGUGCGUUAUCCGUGCUGUUGCGGUGGACUUUGUUGUGAAAUUCUGGUUGCUGCCACGACUCACGAGUUAGGCAUUCCUUACCCUAAAAAAAAAGGCAUUCCUCUCUUCUAGUAGGAGUACUAUGUAUUCAGUGUGUGUUGUUGGUCUCUGCAUCUUUUAUUCACAAACACCGUUGGAAAUUGGGGUGUGAA
Messenger RNA from Triticum dicoccoides, 1089 nucleotides. RefSeq names its product NADPH-dependent aldehyde reductase-like protein, chloroplastic. Gene Ontology annotation, molecular function: oxidoreductase activity. The transcript has a single exon. The record is from RefSeq and is a predicted model, not a curated record. Bases 1 to 831 code for a protein of 276 amino acids. Lineage: Eukaryota; Viridiplantae; Streptophyta; Magnoliopsida; Poales; Poaceae.